This is a messenger RNA of Rhipicephalus sanguineus (brown dog tick), 567 nucleotides long. RefSeq lists its product as uncharacterized. The transcript is spliced from 5 exons. NCBI's taxonomy places the organism in Eukaryota, Metazoa, Arthropoda, Arachnida, Ixodida, Ixodidae. The record is from RefSeq and is a predicted model, not a curated record. Bases 100 to 567 code for a protein of 155 amino acids.
CAGGAACUAGUUCUAAGCUUGACCGGUGGCAUUGUCUUGGAGCUUCAUGCGGCUGACAUCUCCAAGAUCACCCAGCGCAUCGCCGAUUAUAUCAAGUUCAUGGUUGUAGUGCCACCUGGCGUGACUCAGGGCAGCCUUGCCCAGCUGAAAGUGGCCACCUUGGUGAAUCCACUUAACAUUAUGAAUGAUACGAUAAAAGGAGCUGUGAAAGAUCUAACGAAGUCUAAGAUUUGUGCGGCGUUCACAAUGUCCGCGUUAAAGUCCACGUCAGCAAAAGGAAAUAUCGACAACCCCGGAGAUCCUGCAGACCUCGUGUCACCUGUCAAACAGAAGGAGGUAUGCACGCUGCCCGGAGCGAAGCAGGACAAACAGGCCAUGUCAAUGUACAUUCCUGGUGCACCCUUCUACAGUUUUGAUACCAAUAAUACUAUGUUCGAAAAGGUGCGUCUCAUGUUGACUCAAUACACCGCCCUGUGUCUCACUGCCGUCAGCGUGCUGGAUGACAAUUGCCCGAAUUUCAACAUGCUCAAGAUCAUGAAAAAGGUGUUCGACAAGAAUUUCAAGUGA